Esox lucius (northern pike) is the source of this 4692-nucleotide messenger RNA. RefSeq names its product autocrine motility factor receptor b (gene amfrb). The coding region runs from base 338 to 2236 and encodes 632 amino acids. The record is from RefSeq and is a predicted model, not a curated record. The transcript is spliced from 14 exons. Gene Ontology annotation, molecular function: ubiquitin protein ligase activity; ubiquitin binding. Gene Ontology annotation, cellular component: cytosol; ubiquitin ligase complex; endoplasmic reticulum. NCBI's taxonomy places the organism in Eukaryota, Metazoa, Chordata, Actinopteri, Esociformes, Esocidae. Gene Ontology annotation, biological process: ubiquitin-dependent protein catabolic process; endoplasmic reticulum unfolded protein response; protein K48-linked ubiquitination.
CAGUUAUUCAAUCUAUUCCUCAGGGACCCCCAGACACCUGAUUCUUUAAUGAAGGGUUUGAUUAUUUGCUGACAAGUCUUAUUUGGUUAGCUAGUUUUGGAACAAUUGAAAUACAUGGUACAGCUGGGGAUCCCUGAGAAAAGGUUGAAUACCUGUGUUUAGGUGUUUGCUUGCUACAAAAAACAACUAAGAGUUAUCCACCAAGUCUAGCUUACCAACCAGGGACACAGCUAACAAUAAUCAGGAACUGAACCCGGUUGUGGUGAGAAUCUGUGUUAAGCCUAUUAGGCUAAACUUCAACAGUAUUGUGUGAGAGACGUCCACCAUCAACAUUCCAAUGCCUUUACUUUUCCUGGAGAGAUUUCCCUGGCCCAGUCUGCGGACCUACACAGCGCUGAGUGUGGCUCUGCUUGCGGGAAGCAUCUUCAGCGCCUACACUACUGUGACAGAACAGGGGUUUGGGUUUCCCGACCUGGAUGAGCCUCCGCCACCUGCCCCCUCAGAAGGGGAUAAUAGAGGCGGCGGCCUAGGUCUAGAACAUAUAACCACUAGUGAUGUUGCGGAUGCGGAUACAGAGCUGGCGACCACUGUUAUGUGGUACCUCGUCACUGACAGUCUAUUUGUAUGGGUGUUGGUGAAUACAGCUUGCUGUUCUCUGAUGUUGGUGGCUAAGAUGAUCCAGUGCAUAGUGUUUGGACCCCUCCGAGUCAGUGAGAAGCAGCACCUGAAGGACAAAUUCUGGAACUUCAUUUUCUAUAAGUUCAUCUUCAUCUUUGGUGUUCUGAACGUUCAGACAGUGGAAGAGGUGGUCAUGUGGUGUCUAUGGUUCUCUGCCCUGGUCUUCCUCCACCUCAUGGUCCAGCUGUGCAAAGACCGCUUUGAAUAUCUUUCCUUCUCUCCGACUACUCCUAUGAACAGCCACGUGCGUGUCUUGGCCCUACUGGGUUGUCUGCUGCUGGGCUGCUGUGGUCUGGCCGUAGUCUGUGGCCUCCUGGGAGCCGCCCAUGGCAUGCACACCCUUUCCUUCAUGGCUGCUGAGUGUCUGCUGGUCACGGUACGAACUGGACAUGUCAUCAUGAGAUACGCCAUCCACCUGUGGGACCUGAACCACCCAGGCACCUGGGAAAAUAAGGGAUCCUAUGUCUACUACACUGACUUCAUCAUGGAGCUGGCAAUGCUGUCCCUGGACCUCAUGCACCACAUCCACAUGCUGCUGUUUGGUAACAUCUGGCUGUCAAUGGCUAGUCUAGUGAUCUUCAUGCAGUUGAGGUAUCUGUUCCACGAGGUGCAACGCCGUGUUCGACGCCAUAAGAACUACCUCCGCGUCAUCAACAAUAUGGAGGCCAGAUUUGCAGUGGCCACAGAAGAAGAACUUGUGGCCAACAAUGAUGACUGUGCAAUCUGCUGGGACUCCAUGCAAACAGCACGCAAACUGCCCUGUGGACACCUCUUCCACAAUUCCUGCCUGCGGUCAUGGUUGGAGCAGGACACAUCAUGUCCAACGUGCAGGAUGUCCCUGAACAUCACUGGUGAUGGGGGCCCUGCCAGGGGUCAGCAACAGGGGGCUGGACUCCCACUAGAGGAUAACCUGGGUCCAGGAGGCCCUGCUGCAGAUGCCAGACCACACCUCAACCAGCACAACCACUUCUUCCACUUUGAUGGCUCCCGCAUCGCCAGCUGGCUGCCCAGUUUCUCGGUAGAGGUGAUGCACACCACCAACAUCUUGGGGAUCGCCCAGCAGGCCAACAACUCCCAGCUCAACGCCAUGGCCCAUCAGAUUCAGGAGAUGUUUCCUCAGGUUCCCUACCACCUGGUGCUGCAGGACCUUCAGUUGACCCGUUCUGUAGAUGUCACCACCGACAACAUUCUAGAGGGACGCAUCGUGGUGCCCUUUCCUGCUCUGAACGCUGAGCGCCCUCCUCCGCCGAUGAACCCAGGCCCAGAGGAGGCUGCGGGAGCCAGUGGAGGGGCGGAGGGAGGCCCAAGUGAGCUGGACAACCUAGAGGUCAGAGGGAGCCGCUUCUCCAAGUCUGCUGAGGAGAGACAGAAGAUGUUGCUGCAGAGGAAAGAUGAGCUUCUGCAGCAGGCGCGGAGGAAAUAUUUAAGGAAGAGCCCAGAGGAUGAAGACCUGCCCACACUGGAGGAAGACGCCCCUGUCUCAGAUCUGACCCGACGCAGAACAAUGGCAGAAGCUGCAGAGAGACGCAUGCAGAGCCCACAGGACCCUGCGCCCUGAGACGAUACUGCACUGGAAAGCACGUAGACGGUCUCGCCUUGAACCCACUCCUAGCCACCUUGGUCUGCAUCACACUCCCCAUGUCUCACCGAAGAAACAUCACCACCACCGCCAUUGGAAAAAGCUAGUACCGCACUCUCUACGUUAUGGACAAUGGAAUUUCUCACACGAGCAGAACAUUACAACGGGUUUUUACCAAGCAUGGGCUUUGGCUGCAUAUAGAGCAGGCGCUCUGCUGUUUUGGGCUGCCUUAGUGAGAUGUAGGAAGGGCUGUAAGAAUGGUAUCAGCCGCUUCUGCUUUGUCAUCCGCCAGACACUUUCCUGGACAUGCAUUGUCAAUGUUUGAACCAACAGAGGAAAGUCUGUAAAGAGUUUCUGAAAUGCACCUUAUAAUGUCUCCUUGCCUAACUGUCAUCACAUAGCCUGACCCCCUGUGUCACUAGACUUGACACUGCUCCUCUUUUACUGGCGAUGACGGGGACAGGAUGGGCAUGGUGUCGGGCAGAAGAUGCAGCUGAGCUUAGUUGGGUUUGUUGAGGUGCUACUGCUAGACACAGCUCAUAGUAUAAUGGAGUGGAACAUAGUUUGUUUCAUAGAUUUUUGUUGAUAUUUGUAUUAUAAUGGAGAUUGAUGUUGACAUAAUGGGUUGGGUUGAGAAACUACUGAUGCAUGUGUUAUUUUAUGAAUAUGGAGUUUCAACUGUGAAUUAAGAGUAGGGUUAACAGAUUAUAACAUUGUAAAGAUUUUUUUUCUUUUAAUCCUGCCUUUGAGUAAGAGAACGUCACUUUAGUAGUCCAAUUUAUUUUAUAAAGCCGUUUUUACAGCAGCAGUAUUGCAGACUCUGAAAUAUGAAUGUACUUUAUCUACUUAAUGCUGCAAAGAGGGUGAGGAGUUUAAUGUCUGGCUAUUGUGGAGACUUGGGAAUAAGUUGUUACCAUUGCGCAAUGUCCUCUGAUUUGAAUGAACACAUCUGAAUUAGACUAUAGUGUUUGAUAAAAAUUCUGGGAUCCCUACAGUUAUACUCUCACCAGUACUGAGAAAGACUUAAAGGACUGAGGCUCCCUAAACACUAGGUCAACCAGUUUUCUCAAUCUACAGUUUGUAUACCUUAAAAACCUUACAAAACAAACCUUUACUACAGCAUGUUAAACAUCCAUUCAUAUAGCUCCAGAAUACUGGACUCAGAAGUUAGGAUUCUGGUUUAGUUUGAAUUUCUGACUGAGCAGAUUAAGAAUAAGCAAUUUGUGGUGUUUUCUCACUCUUGUAUCGGAAGGUUCAUUCUUGCGCGCAGUGUAGGCCUAGGUGUUGGAUGUCUUUGAAAACUCAAAAGGCUUUUUCAAGUUUAAUUUUAAUUGUGCAUGAUUCUCAAAUGGAUUGAUUCCGUUUGUACUUCUACCCCAAAUUACAUUUAUCACCCAAAUUAUACGGAACCCGUGAACACCUAAAUCAAAUAUGUAUUUGCAAUGUUUUACCUUGUAUGUUUGGUACAGGGCAAUGUGUAAAAGCCCUUUACACUUCUGAGUUAAAUAGCCCACUCCCAUAAGGAAUCUGAGUGCUAUGAUGAUGAUCUAUUUCAGUGAAUUUCAAAUUCCACUCGGCCAUACACCAGUUUCAUCGAAUCUGACCGGUCACACUUUCAGAUACCAAAGAAUGUCACUGUUCUCUAAUAUUUGUUAAUUUAGCCUCCUCGUUUAAUCUAAAUGCUUUGAAUUAGCCAUGUUCAAGAGGAUUGAAACCACAAUGUUUAAUGGGUAAAUUGUGACUCCUGACUAAUCUACAAAUAUUAAUGAGGUAGUAUGACAGUCAAUUGCCAUUAAUCGGUAAUCUCCUGCAGUCAUUUUGAACCUCUGAACCAUUUUGGUCUUUGGCUCACAGAAAAGGACAGAGGUAUUCAGAAGCCAAAUAGCUGUGUCAUGGGCUGUCUUUCCAUUUCUAUGCUCAGGUCCAAUUUGAGGGUUAAGCUAAUGCUUUUUUUAUUUGUCCCAUAUUCAACAACAUUUAAAUGGUUAAUGAAACAUCUUAAAAUAUUCAUAAACAUGUUUGUGUUUUCCUUCAUAAUUUCAAGAAUUUGUCCUGAACUCCAAUUCUGUUUAUACGGAAGAUAACUCUUUUAGGUUCUUUCAUUUGGGAUUGUAGGAGGUUUUUUCUAGUUCAGAGAUGCACCUUUUGUCAACAAAAAACUAAGGUUUGAUUGAUCAAACUAGGCUAUUGAUCAGGUCAUAUUUUCACAUCAAUGUCAUAUUUUCGUAUUCAUAAUGGGUUAUUUUUGUAACAAUUGCAUAUUUGAUCUAAUCAAAAAGGACUACGCUUUCUUUUUAUUUUGUGCCUAAAUCCAGAAUGGUUCUUAGGGUUGAUUGUGUAAAUAAUGUAGAUUUUGUAAGAACUGUUCUAUUAAUAUUAACAUUGAAACCAACUCAAUAUUAAACAGCUUCUCUACAGCCUUUUAACAAACCCUA